Molecule: messenger RNA, 1982 nt
Organism: Cladocopium goreaui
Lineage: Eukaryota; Dinophyceae; Suessiales; Symbiodiniaceae
Source: the annotation of a GenBank genome assembly
AUGGUGAGAGGCUGUGCCUCCAGUGGUUGGGCUACAUUUACAACACCACCAUUGAUUGGGUUGUAUCUACUGCAUCAAAGGAUAGAAGACAAUCGCAGGCCCAACAUCCCCCCGAGGAUCCUCUCCGACGUGGAUGAUACCAUCAAGUGUUCCGGUGGUCCCCGUGGUGGUGGGGUGGACGAGGCUGGGUACCGCAAGGAGGUCUACCCUGGCACGGUGCAGUUCAUGUUGGAAGUGGCGCGAGGGUCGCAGCUGAGUCCCGAGCCGCCCAAGGUGAGGCUGCUCUCGGCAAGGCCUAAGAAGUUGGGAUUUUUGAAGAUGACGCCCACCAGUAGGGUGGCCAGGGAAUUUCGAAGGGUGGCCGAAGAAAAUGGUCUUGGUGCUUGGGGCAUUGACUUUGAAGGCUCGCAGUACGGCCGGCUCCGAGAUCUGCUUCCCGCGCUGCGCGGGGACUUCCGAAAAUUUGGCAAGACCAAGCUGAAGAACUGGGCAGAAGUCCUUGGGAACGACUUGGGUCAAGCCAAGGCCAUUUUCAUUGGGGACGAUGGACAAGGUGAUGUGCAAGCCGCGCUGAGCAUGGCCCGAUUUGGGCCGCCCUUUGCUGCGGCCUUCAUUCACCAAGUCGCCCAGAAGGUGCCAUCCAACACAGGCCAUCCGCGGGUCUUCUUCUUCGGCAGCUACCUGGAGGCCUCACAGCUGGCGCUGCAGCAGCGCCUGAUCUCCUUGGAGGGCUCGCAGCGUGUGAGACAAGCCGUGGAGAGUUGCAACCUGGUGAAACUCUGUCGACUGCACCGGGAGGAUCCCAUCAAAUAUGCCAAGUACCCUUGCCGAGAUGGGCGCACGCUCUAUUGGCCCGACGGCCGGGUGGCGAACUUGGAGUUGUCGGAGGACCAAACAGUGCGGAUUCGCAGCUGCGGAUUCCCCACCGCGCACCCCGAGAUCAACAGAGGUGGCAGGUGCGAUACCCUACUGGCAGAGCUGGAGCUACAGCUGGAGGUGAAGAGCCGAUGGUCCUCGCCCUUGCGCGGGCUGUCGGGGCUGUCGCAGUGGUUGGGACGGGGAGAAAAGACGCGUUGUGGCGAGUUCGGUCGUGGUGAAACAUUUGCAGAGGUGCAGGAAAAGAUCGACGCCAUGGUGGCGGCCCUGAAGAAGGAACAGGCUGAUGAGGUGAAGAAGAAGGACUACUGCAUCGAAGAGCUGAACAAGAACAAGAUUUCAGCAGAUGGCAAGAAGCGCCAGGGAGAAGGGUUGGAUGCAACGGUGCAGGACCUCAAGGAGAAGUUGAAGGCCGUGGAGGUCGACACCAAGGAACUCGAUGGUGAAGUCUUGGAGCUGAAGAAGCAGCAGAAGCUGGCAGCGCAGAACCGGGAGAAGGAGAACUCAGAGUUUCAGAAAGUGGUGCAGGAGCAGAGACAGACGCAAGUGCUGUUGAAGAAAGCCAUGCAGGUGCUGGCAGGUUUCUACAACAAGCCCCUGGAGUCCUUCCUGCAGGACCCCAAAGAACCUGAGACCUUUGGCAGCUACAAGAAAGCUGGAGGCAAUGGAGUGAUGCUGAUGCUGCAGCAGCUCAUCGCGGACGCCAAGGCGAUGGAAGUCGAGUCCUCCACCGCGGAGCGCGAGGCGCAGAAGGACUACGAGGCCUUCGGCAAGGAGACGAUCAACGCCUUGAAGACCAAGGGCAAGGCUCUGGAAGACAAGGCAGCUGAAAAAGCCAAGCUUGAAGAGAAGUUUGUGAUGACCCGACAGUCCAAGAAGGGUGUGGAGAAAGAGGUGGACACGCUGGCAGACACGGAAGUGCAGUUGCAUGAGACCUGCGACUUUACGCUCCAGAACUUUGAUGCACGGCAGAUGGCGCGCAGCGCGGAGGUGGAGUCUCUCUUCGAUGCCAAAAACUUCCUGAAGGGCGUGAAAUAGGCGCAGCCUUUCCGAAAUUUCUGCGGCAGAAGAGGCUGUUGCGGCAGCAAAAAGGAGCUGCCGGUGAU